AAAGAAACAUCUCCUCUCCACCGCUUAUCGUAACACUUGAGACCAGCAGUCAAUGAAUGAUUCACAGCCAUUUUUUUGGUGGUAGGUAUAUAUAUAAAGCGCAACAUCGCCACUUUUCGAGAUCAUUAUACAGCAGAACUGUUAUCCAACGUCAAAGUAGAAAUGAGCAAUCCUAUACUCCUUCCAGCUACGGAAUCGAUGCAAGAGCUAUGUCGACAAAAACAGGAAAGAGAGCUCCAGAACGUCCGUGGUCCGCUGCGUGAAUAUAAAGCCACCAUAACAGAUACCAAGAUUCUCUCUAGAUUCGAGAACGAACAAGCGCCCAAUAUUCGACGGCAAGCACUACAUGAAGGCAAAAGUGUCAGUAACGCCCGAAAUUACGGACCUCGUGAACUUGACAAAGGCACGAUUGCGUCACCUGAGCGUACUAUCACCGUCUUUAUACCACUAGCGACACAAACUGCAAGUACGCAAAGAUUUUCCAAAGUACUGUACCAGCCUGAUAAGGAUAAAGCCGAGGUUAGGCAACUCCUACCUUGGGACGUCGGAAACCAUAUUCAGAUCCCCGGAAACAGUCGAAUCGUUGUAGAGGAAGGGCCAGUAUGCUUUGACAUGGUUCAAUAUGAUUGGGAGCCUGCUAAGAGCCAAGAGAGCAAGGAUGAGUAGUGGAACCGAGCCGAAACGAUCUGGUGUUGAAAUCA
Molecule: messenger RNA, 701 nt
Organism: Fusarium redolens
Lineage: Eukaryota; Fungi; Ascomycota; Sordariomycetes; Hypocreales; Nectriaceae
Exons: 2
Coding region: 163-666 (167 amino acids)
Source: RefSeq, a predicted model, not a curated record